AUGGUUUUUUGUCGGGGAUUGAGCCACCAAUUGCGCUGGGUCGCUGGCGAUAUAGGCAUUAUUCAGUCGCGGAGCUAUGCUAGCCGCGCUAUGGCGCCGCGGAGGAUCGGAGGGGCCGUGAGCUUGAUUAAGUCAAAUUCGAGUGCACAGCACGGUAUCCUUUCGUCAUUGCGAGCGCAAUUGUCGCAGCGCGCGUUCUCCGUCACCGCGCAAGCUGCUCACGGUCAUAUUACACCACCCAAGCCAGGAGAGGAAAUCAACGUGACCUUCAUCGACAAGGAUGGCAUCAAGGUGGAGUUGCAGAUUGCCGAAGGAGAUAACCUUCUAGACAUUGCCCAAGCUAAUGACUUGGAGAUGGAGGGUGCCUGCGGUGGAUCCUGUGCUUGCUCGACGUGCCAUGUGAUUGUGGAGGAUUCGGACAUGUUUGAUAAGAUGGAGGAGCCCUCGGACGACGAGAACGAUAUGCUGGAUCUGGCGUUUGGGUUGACCGAGACCUCUCGGUUAGGCUGCCAGGUGUUGAUGACCAAAGCUAUGGAUGGUCUGGUGGUACGCUUGCCAUCUGUGACUCGGAAUCUUCAAGCUAGCGACUUCGAGGCGAAAUAA
Penicillium taxi is the source of this 603-nucleotide messenger RNA. RefSeq names its product ferredoxin family 2Fe-2S iron-sulfur cluster binding protein. Bases 1 to 603 code for a protein of 200 amino acids. Gene Ontology annotation, cellular component: mitochondrion. The transcript is spliced from 3 exons. Lineage: Eukaryota; Fungi; Ascomycota; Eurotiomycetes; Eurotiales; Aspergillaceae. Gene Ontology annotation, biological process: P450-containing electron transport chain; positive regulation of oxidoreductase activity. The record is from RefSeq and is a predicted model, not a curated record. Gene Ontology annotation, molecular function: 2 iron, 2 sulfur cluster binding.